AUGUCAAGCAGUGCCGACAUACAACAAGUUCAGGAGGUUAUUGGCGACAUUGGCUAUUAUUUUCACAUCAUCAAUGUGGUCCUCAGUUUCGUUUCAGUUUUGAUGAACACUUUUCAUAUUUUUAUUCUAAGUCAAAAAUCCAUGCGAACCUCAUCGACAAACGUCAUUCUCAUAAGCCUUUCUGUAUGCGAUAUUGCCGGCGGGCUGACCACUAUUUACAAACAUUUUUUGAUGGUGGAUGCGGAAAAUUCUGAGUGUGUGACUUCAACUUCCCUGUGGAAAAUAUAUUUUGACAUAACUCUGUGGUCUAUUAUUAUACACUUCCGAAGAUGCGCUUCGUGGCUUGGAAUAUUCAUGGCCACUGUGAGAUUGGUACUAGUUAAGAAAUUGUCCAUUAGCAGAUUCUGCAAUUGGUCGAAACCGCGUGUUGGGUGGCUCAUGGCUGUGAUUCUAUUUUUCCUCAGUGCUCUAUUAUCAGUAUUUUAUCAAUUCAGAUUUGUAGUUAUAGAAAAUCGUAGUUUUCCCUUACCACAAGUUUGCGCCCAGUACCAGAAUACCAACAAUGUACCGAAAUUCUCAGUUGCACUUUCUCCGUUGUUUAGCAACAACGAUAGAAUUGUGCUCAGAGCCUACCUGCUCUUUGAUAUAAUUGUCAGCAAGUUUUUACCAUGCAUCGCUUUUGCACUACUUACUAUAUUUUUAAUUCGGGUUCUAAAGAACGUGAAAAAAAGUACAAGCAGUGCCCGCUUCAUCAAGGAGAACAAAACGGAUUUGAGCACAAAGCUCAUAGGUUACAUGACCGUUGGAUUCUUCAUCACUGGCACUCCACUAGGCAUUAUUUAUCUCACAAAAGCAUUUUUCGACAAAUCUGAAGCUGUUGUAAUACUCUCUACAGACCUGGCCCUUUACUUUCUCGUUUUGGUCACUAUAAACGCGAUUCUUCAUCCAAUUUUUUGCAUUUUGAUGUCAAGUCGGUAUAGAGAUACGAUCAGAAAAACGUUUCUCCCAUCUCAAAAAUCUACAAUUUCUGUUACAAGAAACGCAGGGAGCAUGCAUACUGUUUCCGGGAUCAGAAUAAAUUGA
Caenorhabditis elegans is the source of this 1083-nucleotide messenger RNA. It is a transcript of the gene srw-100, whose product is annotated as G-protein coupled receptors family 1 profile domain-containing protein. Gene Ontology annotation, cellular component: membrane. The transcript is spliced from 7 exons. Gene Ontology annotation, molecular function: G protein-coupled peptide receptor activity; G protein-coupled receptor activity. Bases 1 to 1083 code for a protein of 360 amino acids. The record is from RefSeq and is marked reviewed. NCBI's taxonomy places the organism in Eukaryota, Metazoa, Nematoda, Chromadorea, Rhabditida, Rhabditidae. Gene Ontology annotation, biological process: G protein-coupled receptor signaling pathway; signal transduction.